Messenger RNA from Protopolystoma xenopodis, 723 nucleotides. The record is from the annotation of a GenBank genome assembly. Lineage: Eukaryota; Metazoa; Platyhelminthes; Monogenea; Polystomatidea; Polystomatidae.
AUGGUUUCGCCUCCGAGGCGGUUGGUUCAUGUGCCGGUUGCAUUGGGGCAACGUAAUUCACGCCUUUCCUCUUCGUCAGGCCGACCUCGAUUAGACUCUUUCAUUUGUCUCUUUCUCUCUGUCUCUCUGUGUCUAUCCCUCUUGCUCUGCCAUACCAGAUUUGCAUCUGUCAGUGCGCAUCAACCUGCUACCGCUCACCCCUCUCUCUCUCUCUUUCUUGAUCACCCUCGUGAUGUGUCAAGCCUCCGUCUGACUGAUCUCUUUCUCUCAGCCCUCUUUCAUAUUCUGCCCAUUUGUCUGUCUGCUUGCAUGUACGAGUGUAUGUGUGUGUCUGUCCACUUUACUGCCCAUCCAUUUAUUGCUUUUUCCGCCUGGAAGCGUCAUCUCAUCGAUCAUAAUCUUUUUUUCUUCAUUCCUUCCUUGACACAACACCCACUCGAGCACACCACAAACCCUCCUCCCCCUUUUUUCUACACUCUCCUUCUGCCCGACUGUCUGCCUGUCGGUCUAUUUGCCUAUUUCCUCGUCAUCUCCUUCGUCCCUUCCUCCACCCUCUUCCCUCCUCGGUCCUCGGUCCUCCGCCAUUCCCCGUUUUCCAUUCUCCGACCAAUCGACGGCCCCACCAGUUUUCGCCCUGCCCUUGUCUGCUCUUCAUCUUUGCCCUGCUCUGCCCUGUCCUGUCCUGUCCUGUCCUGUCCUGUCCUGUCCUGUCCUGUCCUGUCC